Messenger RNA from Cryptomeria japonica (Japanese cedar), 2859 nucleotides. Its product is annotated as geraniol 8-hydroxylase-like. The transcript is spliced from 5 exons. The record is from RefSeq and is a predicted model, not a curated record. Gene Ontology annotation, molecular function: monooxygenase activity; heme binding; oxidoreductase activity, acting on paired donors, with incorporation or reduction of molecular oxygen. NCBI's taxonomy places the organism in Eukaryota, Viridiplantae, Streptophyta, Pinopsida, Cupressales, Cupressaceae. The coding region runs from base 1 to 2859 and encodes 952 amino acids.
AUGGAAGGGCAAUGGGUGAUUUGGCUUUCAGCGCUGGUAAGCAGUGUGCUCGCUUAUUUCUUAGUAGAUUUAAUGGGGGAAAGAAAGAAGAAGAGCAGAGCAAAUCUUCCUCCUGGACCUCCUGGCUGGCCCAUCGUGGGAAACCUUCUCCAGCUGGGGAAAAAACCCAAUGAAUCUCUGUGGGCUCUUUCUCAGCAAUACGGUCCUCUCAUGACUCUCUCUCUCGGCAUGAAAACUGCUGUGGUGGUUUCAUCCUCUGAAAUGGCAAAAGAGGUCCUCAAAAUCCACGACCAGAAUUUUGCAGGACGGAUUAUGAUAGAAGCAGCAAAGGUGUUUUCUCACCAUGAAUCUUCAAUUGCUUUUGCUCAGUAUGGAGAUUACUGGCGGAAGUUCAGACGCAUUGCCACCACAGAGCUUUUCACUCCCACCAGACUCCAAGCGCUGCAACAUCUCAGAAGAGAUCAAGUCUCCGAGACGAUUCGAAUGGUCUUUGAGAAGAAGGGGACGAGUAUGAAUAUUGCAGAGCUGGUGUACUACGAGGGUCUCAAUCUCAUGAGCAACGCCAUUUUCAGUAAGAACUUGUUCGAUCCCAAAAAUCUAGAGUCUGCAGAAUUGAGAAACACUUUUAGUGAAAUGGUGAACUUGACCGGAAAACCCAACUUGGCCGACUUUUAUCCGUUUCUGAAGUUGGUGGACCCUCAGGGAGUGUGCCGUCGUCUGACAGUCCAUCAUAAGCGACUACAUGAGUACUUAGAUGUAUUCAUACAAGAUCGGUUGGAGGCGAGGAGGCAAGGGGUCGGUCUACCCAAGGAAAAGGACUUUCUCGACAUUCUGCUCGAUCUGACUGCCCAUGAUUUCACUCUGGUGAAUAUCAGGGCUUUACUCUUGGAACUCUUGUCUGCUGGUAGUGAUACUACUACUACAACAAUUGAAUGGGUUAUGGUGGAACUAAUUGCCAAUCCUUACGUAAUGAAAAAAGCGCAAAAGGAAUUAGAAGAGGUAAUUGGUCUCAAUCGAAAAGUGGAAGAAUCUGACAUAGAUCGUCUACCUUAUCUCCAUGCUAUAGUGAAAGAAGUGUUUCGACUACACCCAGCACUUCCUUUGGCAUUGCCCCAUAGAGCAGACAACUCAUGUGAGGUGGCAGGGUAUAUGAUACCUAAGCAUGCCAUGGUGAUUGUGAAUCUGUGGGCAAUUGGAAGAGAUCCUAAAAUUUGGAAAGAACCUUUAAAAUUUAUGCCAGAGAGGUUUUUUAAUGGUCUGGUUACUAGUAAUAAGAGACGUGCUGCUAGAUGGGAUCCUCCUCCUUUGGGCCAUUUCAAGCUUGAUUUUGAUGGUGCUUCUAGGGGUAACCCGGGAUUGGCUGGGGCUGCGCUGGUAAGCAGUGUGCUCGCUUAUUUCUUAGUAGAUUUAAUGGGGAAAAGAAAGAAGAAGAGCAGAGCAAAUCUUCCUCCUGGACCUCCUGGCUGGCCCAUCGUGGGAAACCUUCUCCAGCUGGGGAAAAAACCCAAUGAAUCUCUGUGGGCUCUUUCUCAGCAAUACGGUCCUCUCAUGACUCUCUCUCUCGGCAUGAAAACUGCUGUGGUGGUUUCAUCCUCUGAAAUGGCAAAAGAGGUCCUCAAAAUCCACGACCAGAAUUUUGCAGGACGGAUUAUGAUAGAAGCAGCAAAGGUGUUUUCUCACCAUGAAUCUUCAAUUCCUUUUGCUCAGUAUGGAGAUUACUGGCGGAAGUUCAGACGCAUUGCCACCACAGAGCUUUUCACUCCCACCAGACUCCAAGCGCUGCAACAUCUCAGAAGAGAUCAAGUCUCCGAGACGAUUCGAAUGGUCUUUGAGAAGAAAGGGACGAGUAUGAAUAUUGCAGAGCUGGUGUACUACGAGGGUCUCAAUCUCAUGAGCAACGCCAUUUUCAGUAAGAACUUGUUCGAUCCCAAAAAUCUAGAGUCUGCAGAAUUGAGAAACACUUUUAGUGAAAUGGUGAACUUGACCGGAAAACCCAACUUGGCCGACUUUUAUCCGUUUCUGAAGUUGGUGGACCCUCAGGGAGUGUGCCGUCGUCUGACAGUCCAUCAUAAGCGACUACAUGAGUACUUAGAUGUAUUCAUACAAGAUCGGUUGGAGGCGAGGAGGCAAGGGGUCGGUCUACCCAAGGAAAAGGACUUUCUCGACAUUCUGCUCGAUCUGACUGCCCAUGAUUUCACUCUGGUGAAUAUCAGGGCUUUACUCUUGGAACUCUUGUCUGCUGGUAGUGAUACUACUACUACAACAAUUGAAUGGGUUAUGGUGGAACUAAUUGCCAAUCCUUACGUAAUGAAAAAAGCGCAAAAGGAAUUAGAAGAGGUAAUUGGUCUCAAUCGAAAAGUGGAAGAAUCUGACAUAGAUCGUCUACCUUAUCUCCAUGCUAUAGUGAAAGAAGUGUUUCGACUACACCCAGCACUUCCUUUGGCAUUGCCCCAUAGAGCAGACAACUCAUGUGAGGUGGCAGGGUAUAUGAUACCUAAGCAUGCCAUGGUGAUUGUGAAUCUGUGGGCAAUUGGAAGAGAUCCUAAAAUUUGGAAAGAACCUUUAAAAUUUAUGCCAGAGAGGUUUUUUAAUGGUGAGAAUAGUAAGGUAAAGUAUAAGGGACAAAAUUUUGAGCUGAUACCAUUUGGAGCUGGAAGAAGAAUAUGCUUAGGACUUCCUUUGGCUCAUCAAAUGGUUCAUUUUACUAUUGCUUCCUUAAUCCAUUCCUUCAAUUGGAUGCUUCCAAUAGGGAUGAAUUAUAAUAAGAUAGACAUGAGUGAGACAUUUGGAAUAGUAUUAAAGAAGUCUAAAGAAUUGCAUGCAAUCCCCACACCAAGAUUACCAAAUCAUCUAUACUAA